ACCACUUUUAACUUGCUAGGAUGAGGAUUAGGAAGGAGGAGAGGGUCCAACGCUUCCAUAUUCCAAUUAAAAGUAAUGUAAUAAACUAAACAGCUAAAUAACUUUAAUGCUCCACUAAAGUACUCACCUAUAACAACAAUCACUAUAUAUAAACUUAUAAAGUAGUAUGUGACUUUAAUGUUUCCGAUAAAGCACGAGUAUAAAUUAAAGCAACCAUUGCGUUUCUUCCUGGCAAUUGGAGUCUAACAAAGAAGUAGUCUUUGCCGGGGGAGGAAAGAUAUGAAGGAAGAUAAGAUGUCCAAGUUAACAUACAGUGUGUGUUGCUGUUUCAAGAGGAAAUUCAAGUUCAGAGAAUCCGAAGCUCCGGCGGAGAUCAAAUCUCUGUUCCAAGAUUACUCCGAAAAUGGGGUGAUGACAGUUGAACACUUGCAAAGAUUCUUGCAGGAAGUCCAAGGUGAAGAGAAGGUCAGUUUGGAGGAAGCAGAAUCAUUCAUGGAAGCCAUCAUUAAAGACAUCAAGCACCUUCAUAUGUUACACCGAAAAGUUCUACACUUGGAGGGAUUUUUCCGUUACCUCUUCAGUGACGUAGUUAACUAUCCUCUCAUAUCAAUCAACAAGGAGCAUCAAGAUAUGACAGCUCCAUUGUCGCAUUAUUUCAUAUAUACAAGUCACAAUUCGUACCUGACAGGGAACCAAAUCAGCAGCGAUAGCAGUGAUGAGCCAAUUAUAAAAGCGUUAGAGAAAGGUGUCAGAGUUAUUGAAUUGGAUAUGUGGCCUAACUCCACCAAAGAUAAUGUGGACAUCUAUCAUGGAAGGACAUUAACAGCACCAGUGGAUCUUAUCAAGUGCUUAAGGUCAAUUAGAAAGCACGCUUUUGUCGCUUCCGAGUAUCCAGUAAUUCUAACUCUUGAAGAUCAUCUCACUCCUGAUCUUCAAGCUAAAGUAGCAGAAAUGGUCACUAGUACAUUUGGAGACGUACUCUUCUGCUCCGAGUCUGAUGUACUAUCAGAAUUCCCUUCGCCAGAGUCUCUAAAAAGACGAAUAAUUAUCUCAACAAAGCCACCCAAAGAAUAUCUUCAAACCAAGAGCAGUAAGGAGAAGCCGCAGGUCGAAGAUGACACUGAAAAGGUCAAGAAGUCAUCUGAAGAAGCAGUCUGGGGAAAAGAAGUUCCAAAUAUAGCGGAUCAGUUGAAGAGCAACAUUGAGGUACAGAGUGAUUCAGAGUACUACGAGGAGGAAGACGGUCAUUCGCUACAAAAUGCAGCUCCUCAGUAUAAGAGUUUGAUAGCGAUUCAAGCUAGAAAGCGUAAAGGCUCAAUGAAAGAAUGUUUAAGGGUGGAUCCUGAUAGCGUUACCAGGAUCAGCUUGGGAGAAGAGAAGUUUGAAAAAGCUGUCUUAUCUCAUGGACCAGACCUCAUCAGGUUUACGCAGAGAAAUCUACUGCGAAUAUUUCCAAAAGCAAUGCGGCUGGACUCAUCAAAUUACAAUCCCUUGAUCGGUUGGUUACAUGGAGCACAAAUGGUGGCACUUAAUAUGCAGGGACAUGGCAGGUACUUAUGGUUGAUGCAAGGACUGUUUAGAGCAAAUGGUGGUUGCGGUUAUGUGAAAAAACCUGAUAUUUUGCAGCAGAUUGGUCCCCAUAAAGAGGUGUUCGAUCCCAACAGGGUUCUUCCCGUGAGAAAAACUUUGAAGGUAAAAGGAACAGAGGCUGCCCUCCCUGAUCCUUGGCUGUCAUAUUUGGCUAAGCUAAAUAUUGGUAAUCUAUUUCGGUUCCUUUUUAAUCAGUAGAAGGCUGGCAUUGAAUCAUCUUUGCAGGUUAAAGUGUACAUGGGAGAAGGCUGGCAUUUGGACUUCCAUAGCACUCAUUUCGACAAAUAUUCUCCUCCGGACUUCUAUGUCAAGGUAGGAAUUGCUGGGGUCGCUGUUGAUUCGAAGGUUAAAAAGACAAAAAUUAUAGAAGAUAACUGGAUUCCAAAUUGGGAUCAGGAAUUCGAGUUCCCAUUGACAAUUCCACAGCUAGCAUUGCUUCGAAUCGAGGUUCACGAGUAUGAUAUGUCAGAGAAGGAUGAUUUUGGAGGGCAAACAUGUCUUCCAGUUUGGGAGCUCAGAAAGGGAAUCCGAGCAAUACCUCUCUAUGAUCAGAAAGGAGAAAAGUACAAAUCUGUGAAGUUGCUCAUGCGUUUUGAUUUUGUUUGAUCAAUUGUUGUGAUGCUUUUGUACAAAGUUUUGUUCUUUGAAGUCUGGUGAUGAACUGAAUAAGAGGACCUAAAGCUUGUUGGAGCAGGCUUUACCCCUCCAAGCACAUAUUGUAUAAUAUAUCUCUUUUGCUCUGUCAUAAAUGUAAGUUUGGAUGUUUCAAUGAUAACUUAUACUUAGCAGCCGUUUCAUGUGUAAUGUAUACUGUGGCUCAUUGAAGCUUUGAGAUUGAAUCAUCAAAUAUGGAGCUGAAAUGCACACGGUGUCUAAGGCUUUAUUAAUAAACUGGUAGAUAAUGAUUAGCAAUAGCAGCUCAAAAGUUAUGGAUCUAACUUUCUUUUCCUACAGCUUGCAACAGAAUCAGCAAUUUAAGGAAGUAGUAGGAUGCACCUCCAAUGGUUGCAUAUUGCAACUUCUCAGGUCCUUCAACGGCUGGGAAGUCAUUAUCUGAAGCCCGACUAAAUCCACCAGCUAACCAUCCCAAAUUCUUGUAUCCAUGUUGAUGUAAUUUUGAAACGGCCAUUGUUGACCUAUAUUCAAUGUAAGAAAGGCGAUGACGAUUAAACCCUUAAGGAAUCUCGAAAUGGCAUGAUUAAUAAAGAAAUACCACUUACCUUAGACCUUCACCACAAGCCAAAAUGACCUUGGUAUCUUUAUCAGGAACUAGUUUCUCAACUUGAUCAACAAAAUCCGGAUUGAUCAUGGUGAAAUUUUGGCCAGUCCAGAGGCCAAUGUACCCAAAAUGCACCCAUUUCUUGAGCAGAGUUAAAGGGCUGUUAUCCAAAUCCUUAACGAACAAAGGCACGUGAAUUGAACCCGAAACACUUGCCUUCUCUCUCUCCCACUCCGGCCUAACGUCCAGCAACACGUAGCCUUCCGACUCCAUAACCGAGGCUGCAUCUUUUGGUAAGAUAGGGCGCACUGUACCAGAUCGUAUCAGCUGCGGGCCGCUGCCUGAAAUUGAAUUUGUUCUCCACAAUGUUGUUGCUGUGGUCAAACGUUGUUGAAGUUGAACCGGAGGAGGGCUGGGCCAUCUGGUCCAUUUGGGCUGUUGUUGGUUAUAGUGGAGGAAGCUGGGAUGGGAUCCCUGAAGCUGCUGCAACCUCAUCGGUUGAUUUGUCAUCCCUUUUUCUCUUCAGCCACCUUAUCUGCUCCUGCUGCUUCCCCCGGAGCGUUUUUCCUUUUAACAAAUUUGAACC
Molecule: messenger RNA, 3395 nt
Organism: Oldenlandia corymbosa var. corymbosa
Lineage: Eukaryota; Viridiplantae; Streptophyta; Magnoliopsida; Gentianales; Rubiaceae
Source: the annotation of a GenBank genome assembly